UCUUGCUGCAGGCGUUGCAGCCGCUGCCGGCCGAGCUGGGGGGAGGCGGACAGCGCGGCGGCGGCAUGGCGAAGCCGGGCGAGAGCCUGAACGGCUACGUGGAGAGCAGCUGCACCGUGGCGGGGCUGGGGGAGCCCGGGCCCGGGGCGCUGGGCGCGCGGCUGCGGGGCUUCGGGCGCUGGGCGCGCAGGAACUGCCUGGUGCUGCUCACCGUGGCCGGGGUGCUGGGCGGCGUGGCGCUGGGCGCGGCCGUGCGACGCCUGGAGCUGUCCCGGCCGCAGGUGGCCUACCUGGCCUUUCCUGGCGAGAUGCUGCUCCGCAUGCUCAAGAUGAUCAUCCUGCCCCUGGUGGUGUGCAGCCUCGUGUCCGGUGCCGCCAGCCUGGACACCCGGGCGCUGGGCAAGCUGGGCGGCAUCGCCAUCACCUACUUCUUGGGCACCACCCUGCUGGCCUCGGGGCUGGCCGUGGCCCUGGCCUUCAUCAUCCGCCCUGGGGCAGGUGCCGCGUCCCUCAACACCAAUGCCCUGGGGCUGGAGGACACCGUGGCCACCAGCAAGGAGACCGUGGACUCCUUCCUGGACCUCACCAGAAACCUGUUUCCAUCAAACCUUGUUGCUGCAGCUUUUCGAUCGUAUGCAACAGACUAUAAGAUGGUAUCCAGAAACACUACCACUGGAAAUGUUACAAUUGAAAAGGUUCCUAUUGGCAAAGAAAUUGAAGGGAUGAACAUUCUGGGAUUGGUACUUUUCGCUCUGGUUCUAGGAGUGGCUUUGAAAAAGCUUGGCCGUGAAGGGGAAGAUUUGAUUCGCUUUUUUAACUCAUUCAAUGAGGCAACUAUGGUCUUGGUGUCCUGGAUUAUGUGGUAUGUGCCUAUUGGCAUCAUGUUCCUUGUCGGGAGCAAGAUUGUGGAAAUGGAAGAUAUAACACUUCUGGUGACCAGCUUGGGAAAGUACAUUUUUGCCUCAAUUCUGGGUCACGUUAUCCAUGGAGGAAUCAUUUUGCCACUUAUUUAUUUUGCAUUCACACGCAAAAAUCCUUACAGCUUUCUCUUGGGACUUAUAAUGCCAUUUGCAACAGCCUUUGCCACUUGCUCCAGCUCAGCUACUCUACCAUCAAUGAUCAAGUGUACUGAAGAAAACAAUGGCGUGGACAAGAGGAUCAGUAGAUUUAUCCUUCCUAUUGGAGCUACUGUGAACAUGGAUGGAGCUGCUAUAUUCCAGUGUGUGGCAGCUGUGUUCAUUGCUCAGCUGAAUAACGUUGACCUCAAUGCUGGACAGAUCUUCACUAUUCUCGUCACUGCCACUGCAUCCAGUGUCGGAGCAGCUGGAGUCCCAUCGGGUGGAGUUCUGACCAUUGCCAUCAUCCUGGAGGCCAUUGGACUUCCUACAAAUGAUCUGUCUUUGAUAUUAGCAGUGGACUGGAUUGUGGACCGAACCACCACUGUUGUGAACGUUGAAGGAGAUGCCCUGGGAGCGGGCAUUCUUCAUUAUCUGAAUCAAAAAGAAAUGAAGAACAAAGAGCAGGACCUAAAAGAAGUCAAUGUAGAAGCGAUUCCAAACUGCAAAUCUGAAGGGGAAACAUCACCUCUGGUAACACACAUGAACCAAGCCUCCAACCCAGCCAGCACGGUGGAGCCACCUUCUAAAGAAUCAGUCUUGUGAACUAGGGGCAGCUUGUGAAUGAGCAUUGUAGAGUGGACUGCAGACUUGUUAACAUGCCUGGACUGUUUGCACUGCAAUCUGGGGCUGGAUGGAUGCUAAACUUUUCAGUUUUGACAUGUUUUGAAUCUUGUUAGGCAGGUGUGUCUUUGUGCGUGCUUGUUUUUCCCUGGUAAGAGCAAUCACCUUGACAUGGUAUUUUGGGGUUUCAUAUUAUAUGUGUGCGUGUGUGUGUGUGUGUGUGUGUUUUGUGCAUGCAUACACAUGCACACAUAGGAAAACAAUACCAUCCGAACUUUUGGUUUAAAAAGAUAUUCAGCAAUAGAGUUCAUGGGGGUGGGAAGGAAUGAAGUAACCAGCAAGUAUUGAUGGUAGCUGGAAAACAUCCAGGGACAGGCAAUUAUUUUGGGCAGAGGGCUGCUUACUGAGUUUUGGCAAGCCGUUGAGGGCCGCGUGACAGGCAGCCAGGGGCAGAUAAAUAUUAAUUUUCUAAAUUUUUUUAGGGGCCCCGUAGGCUGGAUAGAAUGGCCUGGAGGGCUGCAUCCAGCCCGUGGGCCUCAUUUUGCCCACCCCUGUAUUAGACGGUAUUGUGCUGUACAAGGCUGAGGUCUAGCACAUCCUUAAUUGUAUUUAGGUACCAGUACUUACUGUGAAAUACCAGCUUAGGACUCUCUAGUGAAACAGUAGAAAGUGCCAUUUUUGUCCCCCUGUCCGUUAAAAACAUUAUUGCAGACAAAUGUUGGAAACCUGUUUUGUUUGGGGAUUUUCUUUUUUUUCAAAUUUAGUAUGAGAGCCUGAUCUUCUUUCCAGUCUCAUGCUGUAUUACCAGAACAUUUGCAGGAAGGCAGACCUCACAGCAGCUUUCACUCUCUACUCCCUCACUUUUGGUGAUGUAAAUUUAAAGGCAAAAACAUGCCUUUAAAAUAAGAGGUCUGGUUCCCAGCUUCCCUCCCAAAGAGGCAAAACAAGCCACUCAUAAACCAGUUGUGGUACAGUAAGUACUCUGGGAUUGAGAAUUUUUAUAGCAAGUCACAGAAUUGGUGAUAACAGCCCUGAGACAAAAAAAAAUUGUCAGCUACAUACAUUUAAAUGUACAUGUAUGUACCUGCCACUGCUGUGUUUUCUGUUUGUGUGUAUUUAAUGGAUUAAGCCAAACAUGGUGCGAGGUGCAACUUGCACCAUGCAAGGUGUUGUCUUAACUCCUCCAGGGUACUCUGCCUGACACCUGAGCCAACUGCUUUCUGACUCGCCCCCCAGGCUUUGUAAAUUUACAAAGCCCACUGAAGUCACUGUAAAGCUCCAUUUCAUUGCUGUGGGUCUUGAAUCAGGUCCGUAAAGCCUCAAAAUGAACACUGUUUAAACGUUCAGGUCUCAUCUGACUUGUGAUGGAAAACAAGCAUGACACCUUGCCAUGACUUAUUUUAGAGUGAGCUUCCCAGGCACAUUUAGUACAAUCAUUACAAGUUUAUGCUGUCCUCACUGUGCCCCUGAGAAAAGUCAUUGUUGGCUUGUCUCAGCGAGAUACAUUUGUAGAGAUUCUUUCCCUUUUCCUACCUCCUCUCUGUACAGGAGAGAGAGAGAGAGAGUGGAAAGACUUCUAUUGCUGGAGUUUCUCAUUAUGACAGCUCAGAUUUACUAAGAGCAGCAGCUUUGGCUCAUAGAGUAUCUUUCCUCAUGAAGGAGCACACAGUGCAUUGCAAAAUUACAUGCAAAAUAUAUACAGAGGUUACGUCCCCCAUCACUGGAGGGCAUGCCAAAGUCUGCACCGGCUUCCGUUUCUGCAUAGAUGUAUGAUGUAGCCUUCUAUAGAGUGCAUUGCAAUAAUCACAUGUAGCAAAGUGAUUAUAAUUACCCGAGUUGGAAUUUAACCAAGGCUAACACUCCUACCCUUACGAAAAGGUGCCAUAGUAUUUUAAUGGACAAGAAAUGUUCAGGACCAAUCUUUGUGUUGUCCAAGAAGCCUGGAAUCUUGCAGGUAGCUAAACUCUAUUUUAGGCUCAUGUGAAGAGCCUGUUCUUUUACAUAUGGGCACAUCUACAUGUGCACUUUAAUGUGCAUUAGCCUAUUUUAAUGUGCAUUAAAGGAUCACAAAAAAUACCAUGCAUUUUUGCUAAUGCACAUUAAAAUAGGCUAAUGCACCCUUUUCUAGUGCCUCAUAAUGGAGGUACUAAAUUUAAUGUGCAUUACCAAAAAUGCAUUAAUGAACGUGUAGACACAUCCCGUAUGUAUUAUUCUUACAUAGCAAGUAUCAUGCCUGGGAUUUCAUGAAAGUUGAAACAUUUUUUCCCUAUCAACACAUCUUCUUAUGAAUUAUUCUGUCCAUCAUCAUUGUCAUGAGCAAUAUUUUUAUUGGCUGCUUAAUGUAGUGUUAUUUGCUUUCAACACAAUGCAGGCCUGUGUGACUAUUAUGUUGUUUCUGGGUUCUUCCAUCCAUCCCGUUGCAGUUUGUUCUUCGCCUUGAGUGGGCUAUGCAAAAUCAUAAAGGCUUCAAUGUUACAGUAUCUUUACUGCAAAAAAACAUGGUUAUGUGUUAACAGCUGUCCAUGGGCCCUGAUCCAAAACCCUUCUGAAGAGCAGCAUCUUUUUCCAUUGGAUCAAGCCCUUAAAAUAAGGGUGUGAGUUGAAAAAAUAAGUGUGUGAAGGAUCUUCAUAAUUCUUACAGUGUAGGAAUUGCAGGAAUGUUCUGCUUCUCUGAUAUGAUCAUUAUCAUACCAUAUGCAGAGAUCGCCAUGUUUUAAAGCACUUUAUGGGAUCAGUAGCAAAGGGGCUGCCUAUGGGCCAGCCGGGCUGCCUAUGGGCCAGCCAAGCUGCCACUAUGCACAGCUGCACUGCAAGGGAAGUCCAUCACAACUGCGCUGCUGUCAGCUUCAGUCACCAGGAUUUCUUUGUAAUAUGGACACGAUCUGUAAAAUAAUUUCAGUGACUUUGAAUUAAUACAUCAUUGAGCUGAAAAAAUGUUACUGCUUCUUUUCUUGGUUUGUCUCUAGGCUAGCAACAUGUUUUGUUACUUGACUUCCCCUCCACAAAUAAUACGGAUUCCCUGAUGAAAUAAGGCUUUUUCAUGCCUUUGAUUUGGAAUAGGCAAAUCCUGUCUUUUCCUCCUAGUACCAGAAUACAGGACUUUGGUGCAAAAGUACUUCCCGGGGAUUGAUGGGUUUUACAACCCCUACAGACCCUGGGCUAUGACAGCCUCUUCUGUGUGUUUACUUUGCCUCCUUGUUGUAAGGACAGGCCAGUGAGUCUGCAUAGUUGUAGGCUCGUUCUAACAUCCACCGUAAGGCAACAUGAUCUCAAGGUAAGUAUGGGCCUCCAUGUUGAAGAUGCUUUGAUAGUUGGAAAUUUUCAUGAAGGCUUCUUUACUUAAAUCUGGCAGUGGAAUUUUAUUGCCUAUUUAAACUAACAGCGUGGUGAGAAUCUGACCUUCUGUCUUCACUUCCCAUCUGCAAAAUGGAGAGUACAUAGUAAUAAUCUAUAGCUGUGGUCAACUGUUGUCGCAUUGUUCGACAGGUCACUGCAAGAUAAAAGGCUCUUUUGAGCCAUAUGACCCAUUGGGUCAGCAUAUUUAAGGAACACUAGUUUUUGUAGCUGCUGGCUUGCAAAGGAGUGACGUGGCUGGCAUUGUCUGGCCACUGCUCCCUCACAAUGUAAGGAAUGAGCCUGAAACACAACUUUGACACAAUGGGUGCCUCCUCUACAGCCCACCAGAGUGUCCUUCUACUUCUCUAGUUAAAAAACAUUCCUGAACUACUUGGAUCCAUCUUCUUCUCCUUUGGCAGCAGUUUUUUGGUCCUGACAAUGUUUUGCUAAUCAUGUUGAUUCACAUUGACCAGUUUACAGUUCAGUAUUUUAUUGUAAAAGUGGUGUUUGGGUUUCUAGCCGUGUUGUGACUGGCUACUGGGCGCUAUUGCAAUAAUAAUAAUAAUAAUAAUGAUUAUUAUUGCCAGAGUCCCCACUUUGCUGUUGAAAGAGCAGCUUGACACCUUCUUCCUUUGCAGUCUUUCCAUCUCCAUGUUCUCAUUCCCUAUGGCAUUCCCACCCAGACCUUUCCUCUCAUUCAUUCUUUCCUCCCUACCCCUCUUUACCACAAUGCCAUAGGAUAUUUGUCCCUAUCCGGGGAAAAAGACCCAGCUGUACGCAGUUGAAUACUGUUGUAUGUGUAACUUUCUUGACAAUGCCCAAGUGGAUCUUAGGGAUGUAGCUUUAGCCAAUCUUUUCACAUUUGUAGGCUGAGAUCCCUUGUCCAGCCACCACUUUCCAAGGCUUGGUUAGUACAUUAGUUGCCUUGAUCAAUGACACUAUGUAGUACCUGUGGGUGCCUAUAACUGUGCUCCUUCACAUUCGAAUUAGAACAGGUCAGAGCAGGCUUGAUCAAUAGAGUCUGCUCCGGGUUCUAAUUCGAAUACUGCAGCAUCAUGUAUAUUAAGCCGCCCCCCUCCCCCCCCUGCCCUGCCACCGCAUGUUUUAAAAUGGCCGCAGGGCACUUUAACUAAACCGUGUCAAAUAAAAUUUAGAUAAAGCAUCCCAUGGCCAUUUUAAAUACAUGGGGCUUAAUACAUGUGACACUGUGGCAUUUUAAUUAGAGUGGAUGCUCAGGAGCCCCUCUAAUUGAAACUUGUCCCCUCCCUCCCACCUCCUGAGCAUAUGACAUAGGCUACCUAUACAUUAUCCUAAGGAAAAAGACUUUUUCUUCGCUUGUGGGGUGUGACCAAUAUUGUCCAGCAAUCUUCUGCUGUAUCAGGCAGAGGAAGUGCCCGCACAUGUUCUCCUGUUAGAAACUUAUAAUGAAAAGGGCUGUUAUUCUGAGUAACCAAGAUUUAACAGAGUCUUGCCUGGUGUAGUCAGGCUGUGUGAUCCCAGGCAUAGAUAUUUGUUCAUUGCUGAGAACUUAAAACCCUCUUGAGAUGUCUCUUGCAGUUACUGCGAACAGCUUUGUCUGAAAGCAGGCUGAGGACAGACUAGGCUCCUUGGGUUGUGCGAGGCAGGGGCCGUCCUUAAUGUGUAUUGUACGGUGCUUAGCACAUUAUUCACCUUUUAACAAGUAACAGUAAGUGCAGCCAGCCAAGGCCAAACCAGCUGAUAAAAGUGAACUCUCUCCCUUUUUCUCACUGGGUAAUGCAGUUCUCAGGGAGUGUGCUUAUCUGGUGAAUCCUUUCUUGUGAAAGUAUCUGUGGGCUUCAGCAGGAAACAAAAAAAGGGGCAGGGUUUUAGGCAGCUAUUGAAGGGAGAACUUCCUGCAUCAGGCAAUCCUUCAACCAGACCCAAGGGCAUGGCAGCUUUGUUGCCAGUUACCCCUUGUAUAUUGCAACCUGUGUCCUUGUAGUACCAAGCUCCUCUGAGACUCAGAAACACAGCUGCCUUCUGCAGAGAAGCUGAGGCUGUGACUGCCCCAGCAGCCUAAGAUUCUGGGAGAAACCUUCCCUGGGCUGAGCCUAUAUUCAUUACUUCCCACAAGUGCAGCACAUUUCUGCCUGGCACAGCCCACUGACAAAACUGAUGUUGGAAUCUACCCUGGGUCUCCCAGCCUCUAUAGAUCCUACUCCUAAAAUUAGUUCUUCUCAAGAGAGUCAGGAAUAAAGCCACAUAAGUGAGGCUUAGCAAGAACCAGGGACUAGUCCUCAUCUGGUGGAGAUGCUCAUCUCUGCAUUGACUGCAAUGGCACAAUGACAAGUUAUAGCAGGCUGCCCAGUCCCUACAGGCUAAUCCUGCCCGUGAUUCCCUAGGUAGAAAUGGGCACAUUACUGGAAUCUUUCAGCUUGUUCUCCUUUGUAAGCAGGGAUAACAGUACCUGCCUCUCAGAAGUGCUGUGAGAGUAAUGCAUUAAAAUGUUUUCCAAGCACUCUGAAGCAGUACAUACUACUACUACUAUGCUUAAAAUGAAGACUCAAAUGAUUAAAUGUUAUCGUGUAGCAGGUUGAGUACUGUUGCAGUGCUCAGGGUGCUGUCUAUUCUGUAUAUGAUAGAGAGAGGGAGGAAAUGAACGGUUACAGCAUAUAUUUACAUUACUAGUUCAGUGGAUCCUUGGCUUGAUGUUGGAAUUCUUGCUUUCCAGAAAGGGCAUGCGGUUUGGUCAAACAGGAGUGCAAGACCCUGUUAAAUCCAGCCCUUGCAUUCUGACUCUGGAGUGAAUGAGCUGGAAUAAAAAAAGACUGAGUUCUGAGAGAGUGCAUUUCUUCACAUACUUUUAAAAGAUCUUUAUGAACAUAUUCAUGCCUUGGAAGAGUACAGGGAUAUUUAGGAGAGUGUUGGGAUGGUGCUUGUUGCAUACAAAUUUUUGGCAGCUUGGGAAACAUAAUCCUGAUCUUGUGUGUCUCCUCAGCAGUCUAAUUACAAUGGGAUAACUGCUGACAUAACUGGAGGGACAUCUUAGGAAAUAACUUGAGGAGCCUCCCUGUGCAUGAGACAAUAAGCACCCUGAGUUAAACAAAUGCCUGUGACCAAAGACAUGAUUGGUGGGAGGUAUAAAAGGAAGAGGAAGGUAAAAGCUUUACUGCUACAAAGCUAAACGGCAAAUUGUUCUUUGGUGUUAUGGAAAAAAAAAGGAGUGGUAUCCUGGGGCUUGGGGAUUAGGGAACACAACAACCAGUGGCAACGUGUAGGGGAUGGACGGGGUGCACAUGCACCCCCUGAGAGCGCCGGUGUACCCCCUGACAGGUCGCACAGGGGGACAGGUGGGAGCACUUGUGUACCCCUUGCAAGUGCUGGCUGAUUGCUGCAGCCACUCCCAGAAGUGGCCGCAGGGAUCAGCUGCGGGCAGCAAGAAUGGCCGUGAUCACCACCCCCACCCCCUGCGGCUGGCGGGAUUGGCCAUGGGGGGGACACCCCCCCCCCCCCUCCCGGUCAGUGGGACUGGUUGCAGGGGGGCACGUACCCCCCCCCCCCCGACUAAGGUGGCACCAGUUGCCUGUGACAACAGAGAGCAGGGAGCAAAAAACAGAACAACAGAUAAGACUGGGAGCUUUGGCAGGGAGCAGAAAGCAAAGAAACAGAUUGAGCAGGGGAAGGAGAUUGGAGUAGCUUACCUUGUGGCUUGCUUGCCAAAAGGGUUAGCCUCCUGGAGCAGGGAAUGGGAUGAGAAGCUGAAGGAAAGGCAUACUUUCUUUGUGCAACUGGACAGAAGUUGAGAGCUACAGUGAACAGUGGUUAAAGGGAUUUGCAAUGUGUAUAGUAGAGGAAAGGCAGAUCCCUGUACUCUGGCUGGCAAGACUUUGUGACAGGCUAGUCAAAGCCCUAGGAUUUGUAAAGUAUAGUUACUGAGAAAUAAGCAUAUGAUAUACAAGCUCCAGGACUCUAAGAAGCCUAGACUGGACAUUAGCCAUGACUACAGAGACAUAACAGUACAGUUCUGGGUCAGUGACUGUCCUACAUUUGGUUUGCUCAAUGGCCAAGACAAAUGCUUUUCAAUCCAAUGCACACUGGUUAUUACUAUAUGAACAGAAAGCAGAGUGUGUUGGUAUUACUAUUUAUGUCAGUGUAUUGGUAAGAACCAUGUUGAUUUGCCACUUCAUGGAAGAAAGAAGACAAUGAGGAAUGACUUCAAAUGUUGGACCACAGGCUGAAACAGCUUCGCUUAGAUAUUUUUCACAUGGUGAAGACUGCACAGAACCUUAAUCUAGCUACACUAUUUCUGUCUUCAUACCUCAGCCUUUGCUUGUUAAAUUAUGCUAAGGGUAAUUCUGGUAUAAAUCCUUUACACUUCCAUAGUGCUUUUCACUCAUUAGUCUUUACAGACUUUUGACAAGGUGAUGAUAUCAACCCAUUUUACAGAUGUGAAGGAGAAAUUAAUGCAUAAAAAGAUGAAUGACUUGUCAAAGAUGACACAGAAGGUUGGUGGCAGAACUUGGAAAAUAGUGACCCAGUCCUGAUAUACAUGACAGCAGAUAUUUCCUGAUAUCCAGUCCCGUUCACAUUCAAGCCAAUUAGUAGAUGGUGGGUGCAUAACUCAUUGGCAGUCCCUUGCAAGGAACAUUGUCUUCCAUGAUUGUCUUAUCUAUGGGUCUGAAGGUCCAUAACUACAUUCUGGGGAUAAUAAGGUGUUUAGAUGGGAAAUGUUGUUUGGGAUUGAGGGAGGAUAUCACUCUGUUCAUGCUUGGUGGAAACUUAAAAGUGAAGAGCUCUUAUGUGAAAAUUCAUCUUUCCUUCAGGAUGGAUUUUGUACAGGCUAAGAAACAAAAUAAGAUUCUCUCUCAUCUGGCAUUUACAGACUUGGUUACACCUUAAGGGGUCUAAUUCUGUUUAGGUGCUGAGCAUCCUCAACAAGUAUUAGAUCUUGCUCAUGUUUUACCACUCACUUCAUGAGAACAGACUCAGGCCAGCUGAAGUCCAUAGGAGUUGACAAUCUUCAGCACCUCACUGAUGCCAUGUGCCUCACUCAACAAAAAUGCAAGUUUGUCUUCCUGGUUAUUCAGGAUCUCAAAAGGCCUAUUCCCAGAAGUUGGCUGCAAGGCAGAAUAGCUGACUCAAAGGAAACCAAACCUAGGAAUGCAUAGACAAUGCUGAAUUAAUGCAAAGUUAAUGUUAUGGUUUAAACCCACGGGCCAUGUCCAUGUGUGCGUGGACAUUUGGUUCCCUGAGACAUCUAGCAGCGGUGCACCUGGGGUUCUGGGGACUACCCAGGGCUGCAGCAGCAGCAAUCCUGCCAUGGGGAGCCUGGCCAGCAGCCAAAGUAUGCCUCCGGCCUGCCAAGCUCCAGUUUUAAGCAGCGCACACUGCCCCCAUGUAUGCCACUCCGCUUUUCGUUUUCAUAGGUUUUUUUGACCCCUGCAUAUCCAGGGAUCAAAAAAACCCCAACCCCAUGCAGCUCCCUUGCAGCACAGAGAACAGCUGAAUGUGCGGUAUAUGGCACUGCAAAAGUGUCUGCGGUGCCACGUACUGCACGGCUGUGCUCACUUGAGGCAGCCACAGAGGCCAAGAAAUUCAGCAUUAGACUUUCCUUAUAUCUUUUCUCUUGCAACUAUAUCUUCUGAUAGGGUUGUUCAUCAUGUGAUCCAAUAACUCUGAGCAAAGCAACAUACUAUUUAUUUUAUAAACAUAAACAGAUUACAUCAGGCGUGUAAUAGAUUCUGUGCUAAUUGCAGAAGUUUCAUGCCAUACGAGACCUUCCCAGAAUGCUUUCUAGCAAGGAAAUGGUAUGUACAUGGCCAGAGCCACCCCAGAAUUGAACACAGCUAGACCGAAAGGACUGUAUUCCUAUUGUAUAACCAUUGUCUAUAGUAUAACUAGCACACUGUAGCUACUGAAUUGCUGACAGGAACUCUGUGGAUCUGAUGGGCUGAUGGAACUGUCAGACUGGGCCACUCAUGAGCCAGGUUGCUGCAUGAAAUAGCUCCACGCAGACAAGACUAGCACUGUAGAGGGUCAGCCUUGAUAUAGAAGAAAGAGGCCUUAAUGCUAAGGAUUUAUACCUUCACUUUUGUGUAUUCUACCUGCAAAGGCUGCCUACUGCAUGGCCAGCGGGGCUGAUUAGAACAUAGACAAGGGUCUUUUAAAGUAUCAGAAAGACACUUACACCCAACACUGCUGACCUGUGUUUGUCUGUGUUGUCAGGAGAUGGAGCCAUGGAUUCCACCUGGGAGGAAGGGGCUGGGCUGGAAAGCCAUUUAGAGGCAAUAUGCUGUACUUAAGAACUACUUUACUCUUGGGCUCUAAACAGGGUUUCAUGGACAGUGGUCCCAGUCCAGCCAGUUAAGCUUUAGGUGUCUCUUUACCAUAAAGAACAAUAGGGCCUCGUGUGAGCUAUGUGGUCGUCCCUCUUGGACCAGUCUAAGCAACUGCUGAUCAAUGAAGAACAGGAGCUCACAGUCUGAUCUAUGCUGUUCAGUGUGUCCCACAGCUUUCCAUUAUAUUUUUUUUCAUGAUUCAUAAACCUCUUUUUUAUUAAUGUCUUUCUUUUGUCUGCAUAAUAGUUUUGCAAGGUAUGUACAUAAAACCUGUGGCAUGUCUUAGGGAUUUCUUAAGGCAUGGUAUGAAGACCUCACUGUGCACCUGUGGCGUGUUAAUGAGAGGUGGGUCUCAUCCCCUGGCCAGCAAAGUGUAAACCCAUUGUGACCUACUCACACUUUGUAGGGAAGGAGAUUUGAUUGGCAACGCAGAGUCGGAAGAACCAGGCGCAGCUCCAAAGGUGGAAGGAAUCUCAUUCUCAAUAAUAACUGAAACCUGCCUUAUUGUAUAAAAAGGUGCCUUGGCCCAAUUUUCUUCUGUCUGGCUAUUGAAUAUUAUUAUGCAUCAAAGUUAAGAGAUUCAGUUGCGCCUAGAGGUAAGGGGAGUAUGUGACAGUCCUAGUAUCACACAGUUUGGCCUCUGACUGGAACAAAAUUCAGAACAAUGGAAAAAUUGAGUCCACUGGCUUCUUUAUCCUCUGAAUUCCUCACUGUUGGUAUUUCUGCCUUCGAUGCAUUUGGGGAGGGAUUGUUUUAUUUUUUACAAAGAUAUGUGUCCCUAUUUAGGAGGGAAAGUUCUUAUAUUUUUAUAUGUUAAGCAAUUUGAUUAAUUCUUUUAAUAGAAGAUGAGAUGAAAAAAAAACACCAUCCCCUGUUCAACAGCAUUUCAGUGGCAAGUGAGUCAGUGUCCCUUAUAUGCAGGUAUCCACCUUUAGACCAAAACUAACACUGAGUGCACUUAAAAUGACCACUCCACUUAUGAAAAAGCUUACAUGCCAUGUGGUUGUGCUUUGUGAAUGUCUGUAAAUAAUGCUGUUUUAAAGGUCUUCUCUGCUUUGGCCCAUGUGACUCUGCAAAAGCCUGGUUGUUAUCUCUCAAGGACAGACUUGUGGCUAUGUGUGCAUGCAGGCAUCAAAGACCAUAAUGUGGUAUAUGUUGCUAUGGGAAUUUUGGGUAGAAGUUAGAUUUUUGUGCUUUUUGUAUUGCACCUUUCGCUAUAAAAGGUCUCCCUUCCUGUCUGAUAGGCCCGCAGUGCUAAGAGUUAGAAUGAGUGGCACACUGCACAUGCUCUAUCUGUCUUUCAUGAAAUCUUGUAUUUGUUCUUUCUUUUCCUGUCUCCUUGGUCCGAAAUAAAGUCUUCUAAACAGAAA
Molecule: messenger RNA, 12684 nt
Organism: Alligator mississippiensis (American alligator)
Lineage: Eukaryota; Metazoa; Chordata; Crocodylia; Alligatoridae
Gene: SLC1A4
Product: solute carrier family 1 member 4
Exons: 8
Coding region: 66-1661 (531 amino acids)
Biological process (GO): L-glutamate transmembrane transport; L-serine transport
Cellular component (GO): plasma membrane
Molecular function (GO): L-threonine transmembrane transporter activity; symporter activity; L-alanine transmembrane transporter activity
Source: RefSeq, a predicted model, not a curated record